This is a messenger RNA of Lactuca saligna, 1732 nucleotides long. NCBI's taxonomy places the organism in Eukaryota, Viridiplantae, Streptophyta, Magnoliopsida, Asterales, Asteraceae. The record is from the annotation of a GenBank genome assembly.
AUGAGUCUCAUUGACGAUGCUUCGGUGAACUCAUCAAGCAGCGAUGAUUUUGCAUCUUUUCUGGAUGCAGAGUUGGAUUCUGUCUCUGAUACAUCUCCUCAAUCAGAAAAAGAAGAAGACGAACAAGAAGAUGAUGAUGAAGAUGAAGAUGAUGGCGACAACAAUGAUGGUGAUGAUGAUGAUGAUGACGACGAUGAUGAUGAUGAGAAUUAUAAGUACCUUGAUGAAAGGACAAAGAGGAGGAAGAUUAGUGAAUCAGAAACUACCGAAGAACCUAAUGGUUCAACAUCUCAUACAGAACAAGAAAUUAUCUUAGAAUCAGUGAAGGAGGGAGCAUGCACACAUCCUGGUUUUAUUGGAGGAAUGUGCAUAAAGUGUGGAGAGAAAAGGGAUAGUGAUGAUCAGUCUGGUGUUGCAUUUGGGUAUAUACACAAGGAUCUUAGACUUGCUAAUGAUGAAAUUGAUCGAUUGCGUGAUAGAGAUAUGAAGAAUUUGUUACGCCACAAAAAGCUUUACUUGGUUCUUGAUUUAGAUCACACCUUACUAAACUCAACCCGGUUUUCUGAUAUAACUCAAGAAGAAGGAUACUUAUUGAACCAAAAUGAUCCCAUGCAAGAUGCACUGAAAGGUAGUUUAUUCAAAUUACCCUCAAUGCACAUGGUAACAAAGUUGAGGCCUUAUGUCCACACUUUCCUGAAAGAAGCAAGCAAGUUGUUUGAAAUGUCUAUUUACACCAUGGGUGAGCGUUCUUAUGCAUUAGAAAUGGCAAAUCUUCUUGACCCUGGUAGGGUUUACUUUGACUCUAGAGUAAUUGCACAAGGUGAUUGCACCCAAAGACAUCAAAAAGGACUUGAUGUGGUUCUUGGGAAAGAAAGUGCUGUUUUGAUCCUUGAUGAUACAGAAGUGGUAUGGAAGCACAAGGAUAAUUUGAUUGUGAUGGAAAGAUAUCAUUUCUUUGCAUCAAGUUGUAGACAAUUUGGGUACAGAUCCAAAUCACUUUCUGAAUUAAGAAGUGAUGAAAGUGAUGCUGAUGGUGCUCUUGCUACUGUUCUUAAAGUUCUUAAACGAGUCCACACUAUGUUCUUUGAUCCGGAACUUGGGGAGAAUUUUGAUGGGCGUGAUGCAAGGCAGAUGUUGAGAGCUGUUCGGAGUGAAAUAUUGAAGGGGUGUAAAAUAGUGUUCAGUCGGGUUUUUCCGACACAGUUUCAGGCGGAAAACCACCAGCUAUGGGUGGUGGCUGAGCGGCUAGGUGCCACGUGUACAACUGAGGUUGACUCAUCAGUGACACAUGUCAUCUCCACAGACAUCGGAACUGAAAAGUCAAGAUGGGCUGUUCAAGAGAAGAAGUUUCUAGUGGAACCACGGUGGUUGGAAGCUGCAAAUCUCAGAUGGGAGAGACAACCUGAGGAGAAGUUUCCGGUGGUCAAAGAAGUAAAAGAAAAACACUGAUCUCUUUUGGUUUCUCUCUCAUUUGACUAGAUGUUGUUGACUUGAUAGAGAGUUGUGGUUUUUGUUGGUAUAGUAGUAAUAGUAUAGGUGGUGGUUACUGGUUAGGUUAGAAGGACAAGAUUAGAAAUAUCAUACAUUUUGCAUCUGAUGUGUCUGAUUAAGAUGUACAGGAUUUUUCAUUUUUGCUUGUCAAAGAUGUUUUCACUCAAUGGGCUUAAUGGGUUAGCUAUAUAUAGCUGUUUUGACUUAAUGGGUUAAGCUAAAAAAACUUGCUAAUUUUUGU